CAACUGCCGGUUCUCGGCAGUACUUUCCUCACGAUCUGACAGCAUGAGGAAAGUGCAGCCGAGAACCGGCACUUGCAUUUCCCUCUGAUCAGCGUGUCAUUGGACACCGCUGAUCACGUGAGUGAGGAAAGUACUGCCGAUAACUGGCAAAUGUCACAGAGCAGAUCUGCACUGAUGAUCAGGGCACUGAUGAUCAGUGCCCUGAUCAGUAGUGCCCAGCAGUGCCACCCAGUGCCCACUAGUGCCACCCAGCAGUUGCGCCCAGCAGUGCUGCCCAUCAGUGUUCAUCAUUGCAGCAUCAUCAGUGCCUCCUCAUCAAUGCCCACCAGUGCCACCUCAUCAGUGCCCAUCGGUCCUGCCUAUCAGUGCAGCCUCAUCAGCUCACAUCAGUGAAGG
Staurois parvus is the source of this 396-nucleotide messenger RNA. The record is from the annotation of a GenBank genome assembly. NCBI's taxonomy places the organism in Eukaryota, Metazoa, Chordata, Amphibia, Anura, Ranidae.